UGGUGUAUUUUUGCAAAAAAAAACUUUGAGAGAGUUUUAGCAGUUGAAUAGAUGAAAUGAUCACAAACUAUUAGUUUUAGAAAUUAUUUGCAUUUAAGCUAACUAAUUUGUUGCUAAGGUAACUGUAAAUGAACUCUUUAUUACGACAAAUGCAUUGUCUCGUAGAAUUCAACACAGGGAAAAGGCUAUUGUAAAAACUAAAAAAUGGAAAUUAUUGAAAAAUUUCCAAUAGAUCCAGCAUUGCAAGAUUCUACGUUUUCUCACAUCGGUCAAGAUAAAAAAAGGAAAAAAUCAACAUGUCAAAAUAUUUACGAAAGCACAAUAAAGAAAGACUAUCCACCACUAGGUUUUGUUUCAAAGCAAGACCGUCUUCCUUCGCCAAAACCAGCAAAGAUCUUCUCAGUUGAUUCUCAAAUCAAUGAACAAAGGUCGUUGACAGCCACGCAUUUUGUUAAACAAUCAACGACUGAGCGAACUAAGCUCUCAGAAGUGGCAAAGUUGGUUUUGGGGACAAAAAAUCUGACAAAAAUGGACGUGGAUAACAACAGCACGAUGGCCUUUGAUACGACGCAUAAAGUCUAUUUUCCUGUUAGGAUUUCAGAAAAAGUAAAAAGGAAAGAAGACAUGAUGAAAAGUUCAAUUCCACAAGGUGACAAAGAGAAGGUGAACAUACCGUUCUCAAACUACCGCCAGAGUUUCUUGGAAGAUAAACUGAGCCAGUUGGAUGUUGCCUCACCAGCAAAAUUUGAAGCCACGUCCAUGUUACAUGGAGACGCAAAGUUCUACGAAGAUCAGUUCGAAACCACCAAUAAGAAGACAUUUCGUGGUCAAUACACGUUACCACAGAGGAUGAAAGCUGUAAAGAACAACGUUUGUAGUAUUCGUCAUGGGGAUCCAAAAAAGGUUCUUUACGCUGUAACAACGAAUCAGAAAUUCUUUAAAGAAAAGCCACUGAAAAGGGUGGAUCCAUGCGGUCCAAACUACAUAGCAAGUAUAAUCCUUGGUGAUUCAAAAGAGAAGUGGUCUUUGGUAGACCAUAAAACGAAAAGAGAAUUAUUUCCUUGCGUUGAAACACAGCACUUGGUCAGUAGGCAGGCAAAGUUGAAUAUGGCAAAAAGCAACAUCCCUUUCGGUGAUUCGGAGAAGUCGCAAGGAAGAUUCACACAAACAACACACGAUUCGUUUUUCAAAAGACCUGUCAUCUCAUCGCCGUACAAAAAGGUUGACGGAGCAUAUCUACUGACGAAGUCUAAAGUCAAAUUUGGAGCGGAGAGUGCAGUUGGACAGCAACACUACAACACAACAAUGAGCUCAAACUUCUCGGCGAAAUCAGAGCCGGUGAUACGGAGUGAUUGGCAAACAACCAACAGUAAUGUGUGUUUGAAUUAUUAUGGUAACGAAAUGAACCAGUCAACAACUGUCUCAGAUUUUCCUUCAUAUUCAGAAGCCAAACGUUUGGUGCCUGAUACAAAAUACCUAUCAAAAAUAACAGCUUCACACAUCCAGAUGCCAAGGGCAUUGAUUUCUGAGUUUCGUACAAGUCACAAUAUUUCUUAUCCGAUAAAACAGUCAAAGAGGGAGACGUACGAAGCGGGAAAGCUGCACAAAAGUUCGAUUAAGUUAGGAAAUAUUAGCGUACGUUAAUCUAUGUACAGUAGUUUGGAAUUUCUUCAAAAUUAACCUUAGUUUUGGUGUGAAUCAUCUAGUGAAGAUGGCGAGGGCAGGAAUUGUGUAAU
Dendronephthya gigantea is the source of this 1736-nucleotide messenger RNA. RefSeq lists its product as uncharacterized. Bases 205 to 1644 code for a protein of 479 amino acids. The transcript has 7 exons. NCBI's taxonomy places the organism in Eukaryota, Metazoa, Cnidaria, Anthozoa, Malacalcyonacea, Nephtheidae. The record is from RefSeq and is a predicted model, not a curated record.